AUGAUCUACGUACAGGACAAACGACUCUUACUGCCUGACGGCCGUACCUUGGCGUAUGCGGACAAUGGAAACACGUCCAGUCUGAACGUGGUGCUCUACCUUCACGGUCCUUUCAGUGUCGGGGACGCCUCUCGUUUGCCACUCAUUUUGCAAAUUCACAAGGUCCAUCUUGUCUGCCCAUCUCUACCUGGGUGGGGGAUGUCUUCCCCCGUUUCAAAAUCGACCCAGUAUGCUUCCUCCAUCGUCAGCGACAUGUCUUUUCUGCUCAAUCACCUUCACCCUGAACGGUACAAUCUAAAAUUGCACAUCUGCGCCCAUUCUUUUGGAUGCGUAGCCGCACAAAUUCUCUAUGGUGCACCGUAUAUUUCGUUCCCUUAUGGCCGUUGCAUAGCUGCUCUUAUCCUACUUGACCCGCUUUCACCUCCCCAUUGUCAUCAGGAUUACUGGAAAUUUCUUUCGUGGCAGAGCUACUUCCUGGCUGGGCCUCCAUCGCGCGUGUUCCCUUUCAGCUUUUUGACCGUUGUGGCGAAGUAUGCGAUAGGGAACAAAUUACAGUGCCCGGCCACUGCUGAAAGUUUUGUGCGGCGCAUCCUCAUCACGCCUGUAGGAGAGGGCGAGACAGAGGAUAUAGUGCAUUGGAAAGAGGAUAACGGAAUAUCCGAUGGAGAUUACGAACGGGCACUCAUCAGAAAUGCUGUUUACAGCGUUGCGUCGACGUGGCAGGGGUUUUUAGAGUUGCCACAAAUCUAUCAUUCUGGGUGGGGGGGAUUUUGCCCCGAUUUGCUUGAUGAUGAACAUUCCAGACCUCCGGUCACCGUCAUCACCUCUAACAGUGGUGGUGGACAUACCCUUGCUGGCAUGGGCUCAUGGCUGGUUGGAAGAUACAAAAACGCCACCUUGCGGAUAGUAGAAGGAAGAAGUAAUUUCUCUUUGCUUCUUUGUUUGGAUAACGUUUGGAGAGAGGUCUUCUCAUAA
This is a messenger RNA of Lentinula edodes (shiitake mushroom), 975 nucleotides long. RefSeq names its product Alpha/Beta hydrolase protein. The transcript has a single exon. NCBI's taxonomy places the organism in Eukaryota, Fungi, Basidiomycota, Agaricomycetes, Agaricales, Omphalotaceae. The record is from RefSeq and is a predicted model, not a curated record. Bases 1 to 975 code for a protein of 324 amino acids.